AUGUUUGGAAGUCAGUCAGAUCAGUCAGGUAUAGUGAGGGUGUUUGGAAGUCAGUCAGAUCAGUCAGGUAUAGUGAGGGUAUUUGGAAGUCAGUCAGAUCAGUCAGGUAUAGUGAGGGUGUUUGGAAGUCAGUCAGAUCAGUCAGGUAAAGUGAGGGUGUUUGGAAGUCAGUCAGAUCAGUCAGGUAUAGUGAGGGUGUUUGGAAGUCCGUCGGACCAGUCAGGUAUAGUGAGGGUGUUUGGAAGUCCGUCAGAUCAGUCAGGUAUCGUGAGGGUGUUUGGAAGUCAGUCAGAUCAGUCAGGUAUAGUGAGGGUGUUUGGAAGUCAGUCAGAUCAGUCAGGUAUAGUGAGGGUGUUUGGAAGUCAGUCAGAUCAGUCAGGUAUAGUGAGGGUGUUUGGAAGUCCGUCAGAUCAGUCAGGUAUAGUGAGGGUGUUUGGAAGUCCGUCAGAUCAGUCAGGUAUAGUGAGGGUGUUUGGAAGUCCGUCGGACCAGUCAGUGAGGGUGUUUGGAAGUCAGUCAGAUCAGUCAGGUAUAGUGAGGGUGUUUGGAAGUCCGUCGGACCAGUCAGGUAUAGUGAGGGUGUUUGGAAGUCCGUCAGAUCAGUCAGGUAUAGUGAGGGUGUUUGGAAGUCCGUCAGAUCAGUCAGGUAUAGUGAGGGUGUUUGGAAGUCAGUCAGAUCAGUCAGGUAUAGUGAGGGUGUUUGGAAGUCAGUCAGAUCAGUCAGGUAAAGUGAGGGUGUUUGGAAGUCAGUCAGAUCAGUCAGGUAUAGUGAGGGUGUUUGGAAGUCCGUCGGACCAGUCAGGUAUAGUGAGGAUGCUUGGAAGUCCGUCAGAUCAGUCAGGUAUAGUGAGGGUGUUUGGAAGUCCGUCAGAUCAGUCAGGUAUAGUGAGGGUGUUUGGAAGUCAGUCAGAUCAGUCAGGUAUAGUGAGGAUGUUUGGAAGUCAGUCAGAUCAGUCAGGUAUAGUGAGGGUGUUUGGAAGUCAGUCAGAUCAGUCAGGUAUAGUGAGGAUGUUUGGAAGUCAGUCAGAUCAGUCAGGUAUAGUGAGGAUGUUUGGAAGUCAGUCAGAUCAGUCAGGUAUAGUGAGGAUGUUUGGAAGUCAGUCAGAUAAGUCAGGUAUAGUGAGGGUGUUUGGAAGUCAGUCAGAUCAGUCAGGUAUAGUGAGGGUGUUUGGAAUUCAGUCAGAUCAGUCAGGUAUAGUGAGGAUGUUUGGAAGUCAGUCAGAUCAGUCAGGUAUAGUGAGGGUGUUUGGAAGUCCGUCAGAUCAGUCAGGUACAGUGAGGGUGUUUGGAAGUCAGUCAGAUCAGUCAGGUAUAGUGAGGAUGUUUGGAAGUCAGUCAGAUCAGUCAGGUAUAGUGAGGAUGUUUGGAAGUCAGUCAGAUCAGUCAGGUAUAGUGAGGAUGUUUGGAAGUCAGUCAGAUCAGUCAGGUAUAGUGAGGAUGUUUUGA
This is a messenger RNA of Mytilus trossulus (common blue mussel), 1446 nucleotides long. RefSeq names its product hornerin-like. The transcript has 2 exons. The record is from RefSeq and is a predicted model, not a curated record. Lineage: Eukaryota; Metazoa; Mollusca; Bivalvia; Mytilida; Mytilidae. Bases 1 to 1446 code for a protein of 481 amino acids.